Messenger RNA from Aspergillus chevalieri, 3126 nucleotides. RefSeq names its product non-ribosomal peptide synthetase. The record is from RefSeq and is a predicted model, not a curated record. The transcript has a single exon. The coding region runs from base 1 to 3126 and encodes 1041 amino acids. Lineage: Eukaryota; Fungi; Ascomycota; Eurotiomycetes; Eurotiales; Aspergillaceae.
AUGCCCCUAUCCGCUUUCAACAUUUCGAUAUCCAGAUCAAUGACGUCUGAAGAGCUACCCGAGGCGGAAAGCUAUGACUCGGCCGUGAGCCGGAAUGAAGGACUCGCCCAGAUUUUCCGUUCCCAGGUUCUUCAGCGUCCAUCGUCAGUGGCAGUUAUCGACGGAGAGAUUACCCUCACCUAUGAAGAGUUGCAUUCGAGGGCCACGGUCCUUGCGCGGGAACUUCGGUAUGGAGAGUUCAUGCUGGGAGAGCCGGUUGGAAUUAUCGCGCGGCAUGGCUUCGCGGACGUCGUGACCCAGAUUGCAAUCCUCUAUGCCGGCGGAAGUUGCGUCCCCAUGGAUCCAACGUUACCAGAUCGCCAGAUCCAAGCUCGACUGCAAAAGCUGCAAACGAGAUACGUAUUAGUCGACAAGGCCAAUGCCAAGCGAAGUCUGCCGUUUCAGCAGCUAGUCAUUGACGACUGGAGCACGCUACCAGACAAAACAUUGUCAGUUUCGGAUACAGAUCUUCCCGUCAAAGCCGACCUCGAACACCGCACUCACAUAAUUCAUACGUCGGGAACGACGAGCGAGCCAAAAGCAGUUCAAAUCGCGGCCCGUUCCAUUCUGCAGGUAGUAUUCCACGCACCAUUUGAGCCGGUCUUGCCAACAGACACAGUCGCCCAUGUCAACAACUCCAGUUUCGAUGUCUCCCUCUUCGAUAUCUGGGCACCGCUGUUGCGUGGAGCUAGCAUUGCCGUUUUGAAGAAGAAUGUUCUGCUGGAUUUACCGGUAAUGGCGGCGCAUAUUGAUCGUUUCAAUAUCACCGUUAUGGCCACAACCACUGCUCUCCUGAACUUGGCAGCAUCAACAUACCCAAAGGCUUUCUCAAAACUGCGAAUUUGUUUCAUUGGCGGAGAAGCGGCCAAUGCAACUGCAAUCAAGACCAUUUUGGUCGAAGGCCCGCCGGCUAAUCUCAUCAACGCAUACGGCCCGACAGAGUGUUGCGUUUUCUGCUUAGCCCAUCGAGUCACCAUUGAGGAUGCUCAAUCAGGAAAUAUCAGUAUCGGGAAACCAAUUGGCCGUGGCCUUGCAUAUAUUUGUGAUGAAUCUGGCGAAUUGGUCCCAGAUGGGGAGGAAGGUGAAUUGUUGAUUGGUGGCGCGGGAGUGUCACCAGGAUACAUAAACCAGCCAGAGAAAAACGCAGCCUCCUUUAUCAGUAAUAAACGUGGACGGUUGUACCGAACGGGUGAUAUCGUCCGGCGAAGGGUGACGGACGGCCAGAUUGACUACGUAGGGCGCCGUGACCAUCAAGUUAAGAUUCGUGGUUUCCGGAUUGAACUUGAAGCGGUUGAAGCGGCAAUGUUGAAAACGGGUCAAUUUUCACAGGCUGUCGCGUUGAAGGUUGACGCCGUACCUGGCGAAGCAGCAGGGUCGGUGUUAAUUGCCUUUGCAGUGCUGGCCCCAGGAUCCAAACGUGAGGCAGUGCUUAAUGCCCUUGAUUCGUUGAAAGCUGUCUUGCCAGACUACAUGGUGCCCAGGAUUGAAAUUCUUCCACAAAUUCCUCUUGAUAACCAUGCUAAGGCAGACCGAAAACAUCUCACACAGUUGUAUCGAGAUCGUUGGGCCGAGCAGCAGACGGUUGGCCUCAACGGCAGUGAUGAAAAAUCUGAAGACACUUAUCAACGGCUCGCUCGCUUGUGGUCAUAUAUCCUUGGUCUUCCAGUGUCUGCCAAAGAUCAUGAUGCGGACUUCUUUCUCCUCGGAGCCACCUCGUUACAAGCAUCCCUUCUUAUCAGCCAGAUACGUCGGGCCUUCGAUGCAGAAGUCUCACUUUUGACAUUGUACGAUAAUUCCAGCCUUGCGAAGCUAAGUGCGAUCAUCGAAGAAAGCCAGGGUGGUACCACUCGGGCAGUAUUCUAUGAACAGGACGUAUGGCUGGAUGAUAGCAAGAUGGCAGACGGACUUGGCCCGCUACCAGGCCCUGUGGUCGACUGGAAACACGAGACUGAAGGACGUGUCUUUUUGACAGGUGCCACGGGUUUUGUUGGUGCUUUCUUUCUGGCUGAUCUUCUACACCUGCGGGAUGUGCAUCAGGUUGGCUGUCUGGUACGGGCCGCAGACCCAACAACUGGCUUGAAGCGUCUCCAACGAGCCCUGGCUAAAUAUAAUCUAUGGGAGGAUUGGUUUGUGGACAAGUUGCUGCCAAUAUGCGGUACCCUUGAGGACCAGCACUUGGGUCUAGGCUCGCCCGAACGAUUCGAAGAGUUUGCAAACUGGACCAGCGUUAUCUUUCAUCUGGGAGCACGAGUCAAUUACACGCAGCCCUACUCUCUUCAUCGCCCGGCCAAUGUGGUGGGAACAGUGAAUAUUCUGCGUCUCGCAUGCACCGGCCGAACAAAGGCGUUGCACUAUGUCUCGAGUAUAUCCUGCUUUGGGCCGACGGGAUACAUAAAUGGUUUCCAGCAUGUCACAGAAGAUGAAUCGUUGUUAAAGCACCUCGAUGCCCUCCCCUAUGACCAUGGAUACGCGCAAAGUCAGUGGGUUGUGGAGAACAUGCUGCAACGACUCAUCAAACUGAAUUACCCCAUCGCUGUCUACCGACCAGGGUUCAUCACCGGCCAUACUCAGACCGGCGCCUGCAACCCAGAUGACUUCUUCAGCCGUCUGAUCCACGCGUGUGCCGAAAUAGGAUGUUAUCCAUUGCUUCCAAAUCAACGUAAAGAGUUUGUGCCUGUUGACUAUGUCAACACCGUCAUCCUGCAUAUAGCCUCACUGCCCGCUGAUUCUGCUUUGGGCCAUGCGUAUCACAUUGUUCCUCCGAAUCGCGCCGCUUCAAUCGACAUGAAUGACUCCAUGGAGCUUGCCAGUUCAUCAAAUUCCGAUAACACUGGUGCCAAAGGCGUUCCUUAUCGAGAAUGGAUUGAAAUAUUGAUGGAGAAGUCUCCAGAGCGACUGCGUCCUCUGCAGCCCAUGCUGACAGAGAAGGUGCACCAGGGACUCACGCGAUGGGAGCUCUAUGAGAAUAUGCCAUUAUAUGAGACCAGCAACACGAAUAAAGCUCUAGAAAGCUACCCUGGCGAGCUUCAGUUUCCAAUCUUAGAUGGCGAGUUGAUGCAGAAGUAUCUCUCUUAUCUCCAGUCUUGA